AGAGCUUCUCCUGUACUGAGUGCGGGAAGGGUUUUCAGUGUAAAUCCAAUCUUAAUAGGCAUAAAAGAUCUCACACCGGGAAAUGUUUUUCAGUCAAGUCCAAUCUUUACACACAUCAAAGAUCUCACAUGGGGGAGAAGCCACAUUCCUGCCCUGAGUGCGGGAAAUGUUUUUUGCAGAAGUCCGAUCUUUACACACAUCAGAGAACUCACACAGGAGAGAAGCCGUAUUCCUGUCCUGAGUUGUGGGAAAUGUUUUUCAAAGAAGUCCAGUCUUCACAGACAUCAGAGAUCUCACACGGGGGAGAAGCCGUAUUCCUGUUCUGAGUGCGGGAAAUGUUUUUCACAGAAGUUUGAUCUUUACACACAUCAGAGAUGUCACACAGGGGAGAAGCCGUAUUCCUGCCCUGAGUGCGGGAAACGUUUUUCAGUGAAAGUCCAAUCUUUCAAACAUCAGAGAUCUCACACAGGGGAGAAGCCACUUUCCUGUCCUGAGUGUGGAAAAUGUUUUUCAAAUAUGUCCUGUCUUCACAGACAUGAGAGAUCACACACGAGGGAGAAGCCAUAUUCCUGUUCUGAGUGCGGGACAUGUUUUUCACAGAAGUCCAAUCUUCACAGACAUCAGAGAUCUCACAUGGGGGAGAAGCCGUAUUCCUGUUCAGAGUGCGGAAAAUGUUUUUCAGAUAACUCUAAUCUUCACAAACAUCAGAGAUCUCACACAGGGGAGAAGCCGUAUUGCUGUCCUGAGUGUGGGAAAUGUUAUUCACUGAAGUCCCAUCUUUAUACACACCAGAGAUCCCACACAGGGGAGCAGACAUAUUCCUGUUCUGAGUGCGGGAAAUGUUUUGUAUACAAAUCAGAACUUGUUAUACAUCAGAGAUAUCACACGGGGGAGAAGCCGUAUUCUUGUCCUGAGUGCGGGAAGGGGUUCCGUUAUAAAUCCCAUCUUAAUGUGCAUAAAAGAUGUCACACAGGGGAGAAGCCGUAUUCCUGUCCUGAGUGUGGGAAAUGUUUUUCACAUAAGGGCAAUCUUGACACACAUCAGAGAUCUCACACGGGGGAGAAGCCGUAUUCCUGUCCUGAGUGUGGAAAAUGUUUUUCAGUGAAGACCAGUCUUUACAACCAUCAGAGAUCUCACACGGGGGAGAAGCCGUAUUCCUGCCCUGAGUGCGGGAAAUGUUUUUCACAUAAGUCACAUCUUGACACACAUCAGAGAACUCACACGGGGGAUAAGCCAUAUUCCUGCCCUGAGUGCGGGAAAUGUUUUUCACAGAAGUCCAGUCUUUACAAACAUCAGAGAUCUCACACAGGGGAGAAAUUCUAUUCCUGUCCUGAGUGUGGGAAAUGUUUUUCACAUAAGUCACAUCUUGGCACACAUCAGAGAUCGCACACGGGGGAGAAAACCGUAUUCCUGUUCUGA
Messenger RNA from Staurois parvus, 1419 nucleotides. Lineage: Eukaryota; Metazoa; Chordata; Amphibia; Anura; Ranidae. The record is from the annotation of a GenBank genome assembly.